Molecule: messenger RNA, 1711 nt
Organism: Podospora pseudopauciseta
Lineage: Eukaryota; Fungi; Ascomycota; Sordariomycetes; Sordariales; Podosporaceae
Gene: RNR2
Product: Ribonucleotide-diphosphate reductase (RNR), small subunit
Exons: 3
Coding region: 1-1230 (409 amino acids)
Biological process (GO): deoxyribonucleotide biosynthetic process
Molecular function (GO): oxidoreductase activity
Source: RefSeq, a predicted model, not a curated record
AUGGCCGCCGAAAUCACACCUUCCAAGCAGGCUGCUUCCGCCAUUGACGCCUUCAAGAUGGAGUCUCCCGUCAAGAAGCUCAACUUUGCCCCAUCCGACAAGGAAAACAAGCCUUUCAAUGCCGACCUCACCACCCUCGAGGCCGAGAUGGAUGCCAAGUUUGAGAACAAGAAGGAGGAGAUCAAGACAGUCGCUGCCCCAGAACCAAAGCAAGAGCUCCUCGAUGAGCCGCUCCUCACCGAGAACCCUCAGCGCUUCGUCUUGUUCCCCAUCAAGUACCAUGAGGUCUGGCAAAUGUACAAGAAGGCCGAGGCUUCCUUCUGGACUGCUGAGGAGAUCGAUCUCUCCAAGGAUCUCCACGACUGGAGCAACAAGCUCAACGAUGACGAGAAGUUCUUCAUCUCCCAUAUCCUCGCCUUCUUCGCCGCCUCCGAUGGUAUCGUCAAUGAGAACCUUGUCGAGCGUUUCAGCGCCGAGGUCCAGAUUCCCGAGGCCCGCUGCUUCUACGGCUUCCAAAUCAUGAUGGAGAACAUCCACUCCGAGACCUACUCCCUUCUCAUUGAUACCUACAUCAAGGAGCCAUCUCAGCGCACCUACCUCUUCAAUGCCAUCGACACCAUUCCCUGCAUCCGCAAGAAGGCCGACUGGGCCCUUCGGUGGAUCUCCGACAAGGAUGCCUCCUUCGCCCAGCGCCUUGUUGCCUUCGCUGCUGUUGAGGGUAUCUUCUUCAGUGGUGCUUUCGCCUCCAUAUUCUGGCUCAAGAAGCGCGGCCUCAUGCCUGGUCUCACCUUCUCCAACGAGCUCAUCUCCCGUGAUGAGGGUCUCCACACCGACUUUGCCUGCCUUCUGUUCUCUCACCUCAACAACAGACCCAGCAAGCAGCUCGUCGAGGACAUCAUCCGCGAUGCCGUCACCAUUGAGCAGGAGUUCCUCACCGAGGCUCUUCCCUGCGCCCUGCUCGGCAUGAACUCGAACCUCAUGAAGCAGUACAUUGAGUUCGUCGCUGACCGUCUCCUUGUCGCCCUCGGCAACGACAAGAUCUACCGCUCCACCAACCCCUUCGACUUCAUGGAGAAUAUCUCCCUCGGCGGCAAGACCAACUUCUUCGAGAAGCGUGUCGGCGAGUACCAGAAGGCUGGUGUCAUGAACAGCACCAAGAAGUUUGAGGAGUCUGCUGAGGAGAGCAAGAACGAGAACGGCGGCGACUUUGCCUUUGACGAGGACUUUUGAGCGUCUUGUCAUUUGCGCUGCUGCUGAUUUCUCUGCUCUUUUUGUCUUUUUAUAACGACUAAUACCCCCUCACGCAUUUCUUUUUUUCUUUUCAUAAACUUCUGGUAUAGACAGAAGGAUAACGUCACAGGCGGAGCGGGCGGGCAAAUCUUGUAUGUUGGAUAGUAAUCCCCUGAAGGUCAUGUACAACAAAGACUGUUUUGUUACGGAUUACGGUAGGCAGGCGUGGAUUUCCACAUCAUUGAAAGGCGUCUGGAGUUUUGUUUUUGCUGAACGCGCAAACAAAGAACGAAAUGGGUUCUUUUAGGGAUGGAUGAUGGAUGCCUCAUGAGUAUGAGGUGGGAUAUUUGGGAAGGAAAGAGACAUACAUAAGUAGUAUGGGAUUGUAUGAGUAGGACCUCAGCUAAUGAAGGGAUUACACUGCACUGUUUGUUCCUCGCAUGAAAUAUCUUGGUGUCGAAUGUGAUUGUGUCCAGUUUUG